Molecule: messenger RNA, 325 nt
Organism: Prorocentrum cordatum
Lineage: Eukaryota; Dinophyceae; Prorocentrales; Prorocentraceae
Source: the annotation of a GenBank genome assembly
GUGACGCUGCCCUUGGGCUCCCACGCGAUGGCGAAUUACGACGACAAGCGCAGGAAGGGGCUUCGAGCAUCUGCUUCAAGCGCGCAGGAGGAGAAGACACAGGAAGCGAAGAUGCGCGCCUACUGCAGCAUCGGCGCCUACUUCGGCAGCUUUCAUGGAGGCUGCAAGGAGAAGGUUCUCAAUGACAUGGCGAGCUGGGCCCCAAAGUUGUUCGAGAUCGCCGAAGACGUCAUCAAGCAUAACGAGAAGGCCCUGGUCCUCUGCUCCAGGCGGUCCGGCCUGGCAGCGCUGACGUGCCACUUGAAGCGGGUGUGCGCGCAGCGAG